This is a messenger RNA of Aricia agestis (brown argus), 1500 nucleotides long. RefSeq names its product transmembrane protein 198. The transcript is spliced from 10 exons. The record is from RefSeq and is a predicted model, not a curated record. NCBI's taxonomy places the organism in Eukaryota, Metazoa, Arthropoda, Insecta, Lepidoptera, Lycaenidae. Gene Ontology annotation, cellular component: plasma membrane. The coding region runs from base 245 to 1309 and encodes 354 amino acids.
GUGUCGCUGGCUGCUGCAGUCGAGUGUUGAUCUUUGUUGUUAAUUUACAUUUAUAUUUGUUAUAAAGGCUAAAAAAUCAAUAUAUAUCCGAAUUAAUUCUUAUAUUUAUCUAAUAUGGUUUUGGUAAAAACGUUUUUAUUAAUAUUAAUAGCGACAAACUAAAAUCGCUCAGUGAUUUUUAAUUUUUACGAUGUGAAAUCGACAGUCUGACGACCAAUGGCCACCCAAUAAUUAAGUGUUAACCAUGUCGUCAGUGGGGCAGCUGGUGCCUCGGGUGACCAAAGGUCCGCCCAACAUAACCAUCCCAUACAAUGGGCCGCAGGUAGAGGGCUCCUUUUGUUUAGCUCUCAACUUCAACUUUGAUCCAACCAUCAGCGUAAUAUGUGCCAUGUAUAUUGUCUUUGGACUCGUAUAUACAAUAUUCGGGUACCGAUGCUUCAAAGCUAGCAUGUUUUUGACUGGAUUCACUUUUGGCUCUGCGAUUGUUUACCUCAUCUGCCUGCAGGAACAUCUAUUACCACCAUACGGAAAUGUUGCUGUUGCCGUAUGUGCUGGCCUCCUCUUCGGUCUAAUCACGAUGCUUAUCCAGUACGUUGGGCUGUUCAUGACGGGAUUCCACACCGGUCUGCUGCUCGCUCUAGCCGGGCUGGCGAUCUACGACCACUUCCUGGACAACAGACCUACAACGUAUUGGCUGUGUGUUGUCUCACUGCUUCUAAGCGGCAUAUUCUUCGCUGUUCUCAAUCUGUAUUGGAAAAAAGUGAUGACAAUAUUCGGGACGAGCGUGUACGGUGGUGCGGUGAUAGCGACCUCCAUUGACUACUUCCUAGAGAGGAUGAUGAUGCUCAAAUGGCUGUGGGAGCGUGCGAAGCUGGAGCCGGCGGUUGCGCCGCCCUGUAAGCUGUCCUGGCUGGCUCUGGCGGCUUGGCCCGCUGCAGCCAUCGUGGGUUUCACGGCACAGUGCGCGCUCACCGCUACAGGGAUAUACCAUGAGCAGAGUAUCGGAGCACAAAAGCGUCGCAUGAAGGCUCAGCAGUCUCGGCCAAUCACACGCGAGCAGCGCGCCGAGAUGAAACAGAGGAAGUAUCGCUAUCUCUAUCAAGUGAGGACCGCCCACGGCGAUGUUAUAUCACAGUCCUACGUCCAAGCGCUACAGAAGAAGGCCCAAUGCGGCAACUGGAGCGGCGGCGCGGGAGGGGAGUGUAGUACGCUGCAGAGCGACUCCACGCACCUCACCGUGCUGGCGCCGAGCGAGCCGCACCACACCGACUCUGACGACGACCUGCACCAGAUACGGGCGGCGCGCUAGUGUGCAGCCAAUUGGUUCUAAGACAAGGUAUUUUAAGUUUCACUAUGUAGACACUCAUCAUAAAAAAAUAUUAUUAUACUAUAUUAUUAUCAACACAUAUUCAUUAUUGAUUGUAUUAUUAAUAAUUGUAUGUGUGACAUGAGUUCAAGGCCUAGUUUUAUAUGAUUUACUGUAAUUUUUACCUCUUUUAU